This is a messenger RNA of Pogoniulus pusillus (Red-fronted tinkerbird), 3533 nucleotides long. RefSeq names its product RFT1 homolog (gene RFT1). The transcript is spliced from 13 exons. Gene Ontology annotation, cellular component: endoplasmic reticulum membrane. Gene Ontology annotation, biological process: glycolipid translocation; dolichol-linked oligosaccharide biosynthetic process. Lineage: Eukaryota; Metazoa; Chordata; Aves; Piciformes; Lybiidae. Bases 88 to 1707 code for a protein of 539 amino acids. The record is from RefSeq and is a predicted model, not a curated record.
CGACAGUGCUGGCACCGCCCCGCCUGACGCCAUCGCGGCGCGACGGCGGCGCCUGAGUGCUCGGCCGGCGGGGCAGGGAGGGGGCCGAUGAGCUCGCAGGAUGUGCUCGGCCAGACCACCCGGCUGGCCUCUUCCAGCGCCUUGCUGCAGGUGCUGUUCCGAGUGGUCACCUUCGGGCUGAACGCGUUCACUCUGCGCUACCUCUCCAGAGAGCUGAUCGGCGUGGUCAACGUGAGGCUGGCUCUACUGUACUCAACAGUUGUAUUCCUAGCCAGGGAAGCAUUCCGCAGAGCUUGUUUGAGUGGAAGUACGAAACGAAACUGGACCAAAACAAUUAAUCUGUUGUGGCUGACAGUCCCUCUUGGUGGUUUUUGGUCUCUUUUUUUGGGCUUAGUCUGGAUACACUUGCUGGAAGUACCUGAUUCUUCUGUGGUUCCACAUUAUCAGGCUGGUGUAGUGGCAUUUGGUUUGUCUGCAGUUAUCGAGCUUCUGGGAGAACCAUUCUGGGUUUUAGCACAAGCUCAUUUGUUUGUGAGACUUAAGGUAAUUGCUGAAAGCCUUUCUGUGGUGUCAAAAUGCAUUUUGACAGUUAUUUUGGUAGUCCUUUAUCCUCACUGGGGUCUCUACAUUUUUUCCUUGGCUCAGCUUUUAUAUGUCAGUGUUCUAGUAAUGUGCUAUAUAAUUUAUUUUAUGGUGUUUCUGGGGUCUCCUGAAGCAACAAAGAAGUCAUUUCCAGUUGCUAGAAUGAAAGCCCUAUUACCUACCUUAGUGGAAGAUGAGACCUUUGUUAACUGGAAGGAAGCACGGUUAACUUGGAGUUUCUUCAAACAGUCCUUCUUGAAACAGAUUUUGACAGAAGGUGAACGAUAUGUGAUGACUUUUCUGAAUGUGCUGAAUUUUGGAGAUCAAGGUGUAUAUGAUAUCGUGAAUAACCUUGGUUCCCUGGUGGCCAGGUUUGUCUUUUUGCCUAUUGAGGAGAGUUUUUAUGUCUUUUUUGCUAAAAUGUUGGAAAGAGGGAAGAAUGUAAAGGACCAGAAGCAGGAUGAUGUUGCUAUGGCUGCAAAUGUAUUAGAAUUACUGUUGAAACUUGUGCUUCUGAUUGGCCUUACCAUCACAGUUUUUGGCUAUGCCUAUUCUCAGUUGGCUCUGGAUAUUUAUGGAGGUUCUUUGCUCAGUUCUGGAACAGGUCCAGAUCUCCUCCGAUGUUACUCUUUGUAUGUCCUAUUUCUUGCUAUCAAUGGAAUGACAGAAUGUUUUACGUUUGCUUUGAUGUGCAAAGAGGAGGUAGACAGGUAUAAUUUUGUCAUGCUGGCUUUGUCCUUCACGUUUCUGUGCAUCUCUUACUUCUUGACCCAGUGGCAUGGUAGCAUAGGCUUUAUCCUUGCCAACUGCUUUAACAUGGGUAUUCGAAUAGCUCACAGCAUGCACUAUAUCUAUGAUUACUUCAAAGAGAGCACCUACAGACCUUUGAGAGGCCUGCUUCCCUCACCAUUUUUGGUACUUGUUUACAUCCUGAGUGGAGUUAUCACUGGUUUCUCAGAGGUAUUCCUCUGCUGUGACAAAGGUUGGAUGGCAAGACUGAUUCACAUCUGCGUGGGGGCUCUGUGCUUUGCAGCAACCAUCAUUACGAUGUUCAGCACAGAAACCAAGCUGAUCCACUUUGUCAGAAGCCAAUUCCUCUCCCGAUACAUGAAGAAAGGAACAUGACAUGUUCAGGCAGAACAGUUCUUGUAUGUGCUUGCAGUAAAGGGCUGAAUCUUUUUUGCUUAAGAUCUGAGUGGAAGAAUGUUUGCAUGUGUGUUUAUUGAAAGAAUUGAUAUUGGACUGGCAAUGUAAAAGACUGCAAAUCAAGUAGUGUUUUUUCUUUCAAACUGGUCAGUACAGUGAAAGAGAACUGAGAUGUUUUCUUUUUGUCCAUCAUUCUUUCCUAAGCUUUUCUUCAAACAGCCUCUUUGGUAAAGAAUGAAGAUCUGAGGUACACUUGUCUGAUGUAACCUAGGUGACAAACUGAGGAGUACACUUAUGAAGGUAUCAUAUGGCAUACAUCUUAAGAUGUAAUUAAGAACACUCUUAUUUGUCAUGGUGGGCUGCUUUAACUGGUUAGAAAAUAAAUGAUCUGACCAAAAAACUCCAGGGGGAAAAAAGAAAGCCAGAAAAAACUUCUAAAAAACCCCCACAAAACAAAAGCUGAAGAAAACACUAGAGAGGGGACCAAGAGCAAUGUAACUGUUUCUGAAGUAGCAGAUAAUGUGGUGCAGAGAUUGAGUUGUCAGCGCCUUGAAGCGUGAAGCAGUGAACAGAAAGUCCUGACGUUUAUGAGUAAAUUAAUGUUGGACACAGCAUGUGGCCAUGCUAGCUGUGUGAGAUUAUUUCAUUCAGCAUAUUAUUCAUUUAUGAGGGUAUUGAUUAACUUGUCAGAAGCACUCUCAAGCCUUAGCUACAAGAAAAAAAGGAAUUUGGAGUAGUGUUUUGCAGGAGGUGUUAAGUGCAAGCACAGUGAUGCUGAAGUUGUAGAAAGUUAAUUGUAAAACUUCCUUUAUUCUUUUUUUUUUGAGAUUUUAGGUGCCAGCACAAAUGAAUUAGUCUCAAUAGAAAGGACUUUGACUUGUUUGUGAAAAUGAAUGUUAAACAUAUUAAAUAAUUUGGGUUUUUUUUUCCAAGGGUUUUUGUAUUUAUGAAAUUUUCAUUAUUGGAUAAAGAAAUGCUUCUUUCUGUUGUAAACAGGUUUCCUCAGGUCUUACUCAACCUUUAUAUUGGGACUUUUUUGGAUUUUACUCAUCCUUAACCUUUAUAUUGGGACUUUUUUGGAUUUUGGUGUUGGUUGUUUUUUUUUACUUUUGGAAAAUCUGGACCAUUCAGCAGCGGUAAAAUGAGAUGUUAGGAUGCUGGUUUAGGCUUAGAUAUAUCUGGUGAUCUGAAAUUGGCAGUUUUGAGGAUGUACAAGUGGCAGGUUUAUAAUGCUUGGUGUUCCCUUUGUGGUGAUUGGAAGGACCAAAUAUGUCAAGUGAUGAAAAAGGUGUGCUCAGGCAUGUUCAGUUGACAGCAUUGGUUUAAUUACAUAGCAAUUCCUCAGAUCCUUGGGCUGAUUAAAAAAUCACUGUCAUAACUUAGGGAGUUCAUCCUAGUAACCAAAGUUUGCAGAGUGAAACACCUCAGAACAGACCUCCAAUAUUGUCACCCAGUCCAACGUAUCACCAAGCCCUAUCCAAUCAACUAGACUAUGGCACUAAGUUCCUUAUCCAGUCUUUUCUUGAACCCCUCCAGGGACAGUGACUGUUAGAAACAUUUUAUAAACUCUGGUCGUUUUCACUUGGAGAAUAUCACCAGAGGUGGUUUAUGUGAGAAUUUAGUGAUUGGAAAGUGAAGGCAUGGAAGCCAAGAGGUAGCAGUGAGACAAAGAGAAAGGUGUACUUCCCCCAGGUAAUGAUGGUGUCUCCAUAGCCUUGCUGGGAAGGCUAGCAGAGACUUACCGAUUCUACUAAACUUGUUAUGAAAUCUGUCUAAAUAAAAACUUCCACUAAUUUGUUUGUCAA